AAGGAAUCACCAUGGGAGACCUGCGGGCUGGUAGCAGACUUCGAUUGGAAGAAGAUCACGGAGCUGGUGAUGAGACUGUACACAAAGGUGACCGAUGGAUCAUACAUCGAGCACAAGGAGAGCGCGCUGGCGUGGCAUUACGACGAGGCGGAUCUAGACUUUGGUUCAUGCCAGGCCAAGGAGCUGCUCGACCAUCUGGAGAGCGUGCUCGCCAACGAGCCGGUCGUCGUGAAUAGGGGCCAACACAUCGUGGAGGUUAAUCAUCAGGGCAUCAGCAAAGGAGUGGUGGUGGAGAGCCUCCUGUCGUCCAUGGUGCGUGGCGGCAAGGCGCCGGACUUCGUGCUCUGCAUCGGGGACGAGCGGUCCGACGAGGACAUGUUCGAGAGCAUCGUGUGCCCUGCUAUACAUGUUCAAUUUCUGUAUGUAUCCCUCCCGUUUCUCUCCGCUUCUGUCGUCUCGGCCGUGCAGCCGCCUCUGAUCCUGUCCGCCUUUGCCUUUGCUGCUUGUUCAGGGACGAGCCACCAUGGACUUCGACAAGGUGGACGCGCACGUGCACUAGCUCAAGGGAAGCAGCUCGAGGUGACAAUGGCAAAAGGCCUUCCCCCACUCCCCACUGCUCCUUUUUAA
Molecule: messenger RNA, 627 nt
Organism: Hordeum vulgare subsp. vulgare (domesticated barley)
Lineage: Eukaryota; Viridiplantae; Streptophyta; Magnoliopsida; Poales; Poaceae
Product: probable alpha,alpha-trehalose-phosphate synthase [UDP-forming] 9
Exons: 3
Coding region: 70-627 (185 amino acids)
Biological process (GO): trehalose biosynthetic process
Cellular component (GO): cytosol
Molecular function (GO): catalytic activity
Source: RefSeq, a predicted model, not a curated record